CGAAGACGUGAGAGAUCCAGCGGUGUAGGGGGGAAGACCGGCCGGCUUCUCGGAACGAACCAACUGCGCUCGGCCGCGGGGUGGAGUGUGUGUGUGGGGGGGGGGGGGGAGCAGGAGAGGGCGAACGGCGGGCGAAGACCAGGCAGCGGCUAUGGCUCCCCCCCCGGCCACUCGCGCACGGCGGCGCAGCGGGCGCCGGGACCGCGGCUCCGCCAGGAGGGUGAAGUAAGGGCGCCAAGAGGUUCCAGACAAAUGAGUAGAGUCGAAUACAGAAGAGGGACAGGUUCCAGUUGAUCACCUUGUUCAGCGAAGAACCCUUGAGAUCAGCCAGAGGAGGAAGAAAUAAAGUAGCACAGGGCUUGGCGGGUGAUGCAGGAGAAACCCGAGCUGAGACGUGGCACAGGAGUGCUGGUGAAAAAGAGACUUGGAAACAGGAACCGUCUAUGCAAGACGGGACAGAUAAAGCAAAGGAGCCACUAACACACUUCCUGACAGCCUUCACUGUUCAUCAGGAGGGAGAGCCUGCAUGACAGAGGAAUGGCAGAGCAUCAGCAGUGCAGCAGUGAUGCAGGAGACUGACGUUGGCACAAGUCUCUCCUGGCUCUUUUUCCACCAUGGCUCUUGCCUCUGCAUAUUCAUCGGAUGGUAAUGUAGGAUGCCGAGAGCAGCAGUAGAGUUUGGCUUGAUCCCACUGUGUUUCUCCUGUGCCGGCUGAGACUUUGUAUCACCAUGACAACACUGUGACACUUCUCGCAACGGCUCCCCGCAGAUCAAGGAUGGGCUGGGGGUGGUGAGAAGUUCCACGAUUGAUGCGAACUGGAUCAAAAGUUGCAGUGGCAACGCAAAGACUGUCGCAAAGCCGUCGUCAGGACAAGAAGAUGAAAUUUCCAUUCUAUUGGCUUCUUGAUAAGCAGGCACAAUAACAUUUCAUUCAAGAGACUUGCUAUAAGAACUCUUUUGGUUAUGGCUACUGAUCCGACGUGAUCGGGCGCGCACCGACUUUUGAACUCAUGACUGGAUAUACGAUGUUGCGGAAUGGGGGAGUGGGGAACGGAGGCCAGCCAUGGGUGUUGAGAUGGUCCAGUCGGAUCCGGCUCACCUGGCUUAGUUUCACCCUCUUUAUUAUCCUCGUCUUCUUUCCCCUCAUUGCCCACUACUACUUAACCACCAUUGAUGAUGCGGAUGACGCUGGCAAGCGCAUCUUUGGCCCUCGGACCGGCAACGAGCUGUGUGAGGUGAAGCAUGUGCAAGACCUGUGCCGCAUCCGUGAGUCGGUCAGCGAGGAGCUGCUCCAGCUGGAGGCCAAGCGGCAGGAGCUCAACAGCGAGAUUGCCAAGCUGAACUUGAAGAUCGAGGCCUGCAAAAAGAGCAUUGAAAAUGCCAAGCAGGACCUGCUGCAGCUGAAGAAUGUCAUCAGCCAGACGGAGCAUUCCUACAAAGAACUGAUGGCCCAGAACCAGCCAAAGCUCUCCUUGCCCAUCCGGCUCCUGCCAGACAAAGACGAUGCAACCUUUCCUUUGCCAAAAUCCAACCGGAACUGCAGGCUACACAACUGCUUUGACUACUCGCGAUGCCCGUUGACGUCUGGCUUUCCAGUCUAUGUCUACAACAGCGAUGAUUACCCUUUUGGUAGUUCCUUAGACCCUUUAAUUAAACAAGCCUUUGAGGCGACUGUCAGAACUAAUGUUUAUGUUACUGAAAAUGCAAAUAUUGCUUGUGUGUAUAUAAUUUUAGUAGGGGAAAUGCAAGAGCCCGUAAUGCCAAAACCUACUGAACUAGAGCAACAGUUGCACUCUUUGCCAUAUUGGAGGACUGAUGGACAUAACCAUCUCAUCAUCAAUUUAUCAAGAAAAUCGGAAACUCAGAAUUUUAUUUACAACAUCAGCACAGGGCGCGCCAUGAUUGCUCAGUCCACCUUUUAUGAUGUGCAGUAUCGACCAGGGUUUGAUAUUGUGGUAUCGCCUCUGGUCCAUGCUAUGUCAGAACCCAACUUCCUAGAAAUCCCACCCCAGGUGCCAGUCAAGCGUAAAUAUUUGUUCAGUUUCCAGGGAGAGAAGAUAGAGUCUCUCAGAUCAAGCUUGCAAGAAGUUCGCUCCUUUGAAGAGGAAAUAGAAGGCAAUGCCCCAGCUGAUUAUGACGAUCGGAUCAUUACCACCUUGAAGGCUGUUCAGGACAGCAAAUUGGACUUUGUUUUGGUGGAGUUCACAUGUAAGAACCAGCCUAAGGCAAGUCUGCCCACUGAGUGGGCUCUGUGUGGAGAAAGGGAUGACAGACUAGAGCUACUGAAGCUAUCUACUUUUGCACUGAUAAUCACCCCAGGGGACACUCAUCUAGUGAUUUCGGCCGGGUGUGCCAUGAGACUGUUUGAGGCUCUGGAAGUUGGAGCCAUCCCAGUGGUUCUUGGAGAGCAAGUUCAGCUACCCUACAAUGAUGUGAUCCGGUGGAAUGAGGCAGCCUUAAUCAUACCAAAGCCACGUAUCACAGAAGUGCACUUUCUUCUGAGAAGCAUUUCUGACAACGAUCUCCUUGCCAUGAGGAGGCAAGGCCGCUUCUUGUGGGAGACCUACUUCUCCACCUCUGAGAACGUGUUCAGCACAGUCUUAGCUAUCAUAAGGACUCGAAUCCAAAUCCCAGCUGCUCCUAUCCGAGAAGAAGCUGCUGUGGAGAUUCCACACCGGUCCGGCAAAGCUGCUGGUACGGACCCCAAUAUGGCAGACAAUGGUGACCUGGACUUAGGGCCUGUGGAAACAGAACCACCCUAUGCAUCUCCCAAAUAUCUCCGCAACUUCACCCUCACUGCAAUGGACAUCUACAGGAAUUGGAAUUCGGCCCCUGGGCCUUUCCACCUCUUCCCCUAUACUCCCUUUGAUCCCGUUUUACCAUCAGAAGCAAAAUUUUUAGGGUCUGGGACUGGAUUUCGACCAAUUGGUGGAGGAGCCGGUGGUUCUGGGAAGGAGUUCCAGGCUGCUUUGGGUGGCAAUGUCCCCCGGGAACAGUUCACAGUGGUGAUGUUAACUUACGAGCGGGAGGAAGUGCUGAUGAACUCCCUGGAGAGGCUCAAUGGUCUCCCCUACUUAAAUAAAGUGGUGGUAGUGUGGAACUCUCCCAAACUUCCCUCUGAGGAUCUCUUAUGGCCAGACAUUGGUGUCCCAAUCAUGGUCGUCCGUACGGAGAAGAACAGCCUGAACAACCGCUUCUUGCCGUGGGACGAGAUCGAGACGGAGGCCAUCCUGUCCAUCGACGACGACGCUCACCUCCGCCACGACGAGAUCAUGUUCGGCUUCCGGGUCUGGCGAGAGGCGAGGGACCGCAUCGUGGGCUUCCCGGGGCGCUACCACGCCUGGGACAUCCCCCAUCAGUCCUGGCUCUACAACUCCAACUACUCGUGCGAGCUCUCGAUGGUGCUCACUGGUGCUGCCUUCUUCCACAAGUACUACGCCUACCUGUACUCCUACGUGAUGCCGCAAGCCAUCCGCGACAUGGUGGAUGAGUACAUCAACUGCGAGGACAUUGCCAUGAACUUCCUCGUCUCUCACCUCACGAGAAAGCCUCCCAUAAAGGUGACCUCCCGCUGGACCUUCCGCUGCCCCGGCUGCCCCCAGGCCCUGUCGCACGACGACUCGCACUUCCACGAGCGGCACAAGUGCAUCAACUUCUUCGUCAAGGUGUACGGCUACAUGCCGCUCCUGUACACCCAGUUCCGCGUGGACUCGGUCCUCUUCAAGACCCGCCUGCCCCACGACAAGACCAAAUGCUUCAAGUUCAUCUAGGAGGCUGCCGGGCUCUCCGGCGGGAGCACGGCGGCGCUCGGAGUGCCGGACGCCCUUUCGCCGUUGCCUCCGGCCGCCCUCCGGCGGGACGCAGGCGCCUGUCACCCUCCCAUCACGCUGCCGGCGCCGCUGCCGCAGAGCUGCUCCCUGGGAUCGCAGGCUGAGGAGCGGCGCCUCGGCUAGCGGCUCUGCCUCUUCGCUGGCCAAGGGCAGCCAUUCUUUUUAAUUAUAAUUAUUGUUAUUUAAAAUGAAAGUGUUUUAGAUUUGCCGCGUGAGACUUUCUUUUUCCUUUUUUUUUUUUUUUUUUUUUUUUGCUUUCUUUUUUCCCCUCCCUCCCUCCCUUUCCCAACCCUUGCUCCCCUCCGGACCUGCCUGCCCGCUCCGGGGCAGCAAGGCCAGGACGGAGGCGACGUCACCCACGAACAGGCCGUUCCCGGCACGAGGCGGCUCCGGCGGCCGCUGCUAUCCCCGUCCUCCCUCCCGCUCCCUGACUGCUCUUGGACCCCGCCGCGCGCCGCCAUCGAGGCUGCGGAGGUGGCGCCGACUCCGUGCCCCCCUCCAUGUCCCACCGGCCGGCUCCGUGUCCCCGGCUUUGGCCGCCCCGUCGGUGCUUCUCUGGCGCCCGGUGGCCCAUCCGGGUUCCCGUCUGCUUCCCGGUCCCCUUUCGUUUCAACAUCCGCCCCUCAGAACGGAGCAUUUGAAGGCUCACAGUGUCUUUAAAAAAUAUAUAUGUAUGUCGGAGUGGAGACUCCGGCGAGGUUUCCGCUCUCGCUCGGAGCCCAACCAGCCGCCGCGGCUCCCCGGCAGCGGCACCUGCCCGCGCAUCGGCCCCGGCUGCCCCAUGAGUUGACGAGCCGCUGUGGCAGCACCGGGUUCGAAAACGAGAGGAAAAGGAAAGGAAAAAAAAAAAAAAGGAAAAAAAAAGAAAAGGAAACACUCCUCCAACAUGAGCACAAUAUUCCUACGUCGAGUUUUUUCUUUUGUAAAAGGAACCAAUAAACGGAGAGUUUAACUUGA
This is a messenger RNA of Rhea pennata, 4787 nucleotides long. RefSeq names its product exostosin like glycosyltransferase 3 (gene EXTL3). The transcript is spliced from 9 exons. NCBI's taxonomy places the organism in Eukaryota, Metazoa, Chordata, Aves, Rheiformes, Rheidae. The record is from RefSeq and is a predicted model, not a curated record. The coding region runs from base 1011 to 3770 and encodes 919 amino acids. Gene Ontology annotation, molecular function: glycosyltransferase activity. Gene Ontology annotation, cellular component: membrane.